UCAAGAGUGAUGGAGAAAGCAGAGGGAGACGGACUGCAAACUUUAGCGAUAGUGCUGCUGUUGUGUGGAGCUGUGAAACUCCUGCACACGCUCGGAUUCAUCAGCACUGAGGAUAAGUUUUAUGAUGAUCUGGAGCUGUCCGUGGUGUGUCACCGUCCCGAGGGUUUGGAGCAGCUGGAGGCUCAAACCAACUUCAGCAAGAAAGAGCUGCAAGUGCUGUACAGAGGCUUCAAAAAUGAGUGUCCCAGUGGUGUGGUCAACGAGGACAUGUUCAAGCAGAUCUACUCACAGUUCUUUCCUCACGGCGAUGCCAGCACAUACGCACAUUACUUGUUCAACUCCUUCGACUCUUCCCAGAAUGGAUCCAUCAAAUUUGAGGACUUUGUAGCGGCUUUGUCCAUUUUACUUAGAGGAACAACAACAGAGAAGUUACAGUGGACCUUCAACCUGUACGAUAUUAACAGAGACGGUUACAUUAAUAAAGAGGAGAUGACUGAUAUAGUGAAAGCCAUAUAUGACAUGAUGGGCCGCUUCACGUAUCCUGCUCUGAAGACAGACACUACCAAACAGCACGUGGAUGCUUUCUUUCAGAAAAUGGACAAGAACAGAGAUGGAGUCGUCACUCUUGAUGAGUUUAUUCUCUCCUGUCAAGAGGAUGAAAACAUCAUGAGAUCAUUGCAGCUCUUUGAGAAUGUGAUCUAGAGCCACAGGAAGAAAGAAACCAAAUGAACUGUUGAAUCUGAUCAAAAAAAGGAGGAAUAACUUUUACCCCCAAUCACCAUGGUUACAGCUUGAAAUCACCUUUUUACCAUGGCAAUAUGCCGACUGUUUGAUUUACGUGCUGGGAAACCGGUGUGUCCUUGUACCCCGGUGUUUGACCUCAUUCUGUUGCAAAUGUGAUUCACUAAUAACUAACAAAAUGGAUCUAGUUAAAAAGAAUUGUGUGUCAAAGGCCCAGUGGGUUUCCCAGAGGUCCUGUAGAAGCCAGCUGAACUCUUUAGAUGGGAUUUCAUUUACUGUGAAGGAUUUGAAAAUGUAUCACUGAUAAAUGCAUCUGAUGCAUUCUAAUUCUCGUUACGUUUUUGCUGAACAACAUCCGAUACACUCGACCUGUGAUAGUUCUCCAGCUAAUGUGCAACAAAUAUUCAGCACAUCUUAUCCUAAGGCCAUUUUUAUGUGUUUGUCAUUUGGCUAGAAAUGCUAAUCCAGUUGUAUAACCAAUGGUUUUCUCACGAACCGACCAAUGAACAGUCAUUUUGCAGAAGUUGCUCGUCUGCUGUGAAGUGACAGUGUUGCGCUGUUUGUUUUUGACAGUAUUUGUCAUGUGCUUGUGCAUCUCGUCAUCCUGACCAUCACUGCUUGCCGUUCGUGUCCAUUAUUACUGAUGGUCUGCAUUCGUCACUCGUCUCAAGCUGGCUUGCGAUUGCCCUUAGCUCCGCCUACUCAAAUAUCUGCUUUCUGAUUGGUCUGUUUGUCUGUCAGUGUCACAGGGAGAAGAUCUGACAUCAGGUCACAUUUCACCCCAGUAUCCUCAACAUGUGGUUCUCUUUAAUGAAGUACGGUGAUUUUAUUUAAAUAUGCAUAAAUUAAAGGCAGCAGAUGUCUUAUUUCUUAUCAUUUUGGGCCGAAGUGACACAUUGGCUUCUGUGUGGAUGGCAGCUCUGCAUGUGAAAAUGGACUUUGAUUGACAGGUGCCGUAGCAAACUUUAGCAGUCACUAUGUUUGUCUUUGUACGUUAUACUAAUAUAAAACUAUUUUAUUUUAUUAUUGUGGAAAAGCUGUGAAUGGCCAAAAUUAGCACUGUUUUAUGCAGCCAUAAUGCCACCUUACUGUGACAUGAUUUAAGAAAGCAAAAAUAUCGUGAAAUUAAUUAAAAGACAUAAAAAUAAAAAUAAAUGUUAACUGUUUGAUUUGUCUUGACAAGGGCAACUCAGCAUGAAUGACAUUCACAAUUUCCAUUGUUUUCGUAAUCUAAUAUAUAGUGAAAAUGAAUAUUAGCGGUGGCCUAAUGGUUAGAGAGUUGGGCUUGUAACCCAGUGGUCACAGGUUCAAUUUUUAACACUGGAUGAGAGUUGAAAAAUAGAGAAUAUAUAU
Messenger RNA from Carassius auratus (goldfish), 2094 nucleotides. Its product is annotated as Kv channel-interacting protein 1-like. Gene Ontology annotation, cellular component: voltage-gated potassium channel complex. NCBI's taxonomy places the organism in Eukaryota, Metazoa, Chordata, Actinopteri, Cypriniformes, Cyprinidae. Gene Ontology annotation, molecular function: calcium ion binding; transmembrane transporter binding; potassium channel regulator activity. The transcript has 8 exons. Gene Ontology annotation, biological process: regulation of potassium ion transmembrane transport. Bases 10 to 702 code for a protein of 230 amino acids. The record is from RefSeq and is a predicted model, not a curated record.